AUGCGGAAUAGGUUAUUAUUUGAUAAUAACCGGGAACAUAUCGUACAAGCCAUCAAAGGAUCUUUCAUGGAUUUGAACUUGUGGAAAGAGGCUAUAUACCAUAAUGAGCUUGCCUUCCCAACUCAGGUUAGAGAUCAUCGACUGCGCUCCAUCAUUGUUGUCCUCCCGCAAGAAUCAACGCUAUAUUGCAUUGCUGAUGCCUCUUGGAAGUCUGAACAUGAAGCUGCAGGCAUAGGGUGGUCCUUAUACAGUCGACAAGGCACUCUCAUUAUGCAAGGAAGCUCAGCAAUUGCAUCAACAAAUUCAGCCUUCGAAGCCGAGGCAGUGGCAACUUUGCUAGCUGUUCAACAAUUACAUAGACUGCACUACAAGAAUGUUAUAUUUCUAGGUGAUAACACUCAGUUAUUUAAAAGCUUGGAGCCUAGUCGAGGACGUGAAAAUACUGCUUGUCAUGAAGCUUCUACGAUGGUGCAGGACAUCCUCAAUCUGGCCAAGCUAAAUGAUUACUCUUUCAAACAGGUCCCUAGGAAUUUAAUUUAUCAUGUUGAUCAAUUAGCAAAGAGAGCUAGACUAUCUAACCAGCAAUAUGUAAUAGCUUGGCUCUCACCAUAA
Messenger RNA from Brassica napus (rape), 612 nucleotides. RefSeq lists its product as uncharacterized. NCBI's taxonomy places the organism in Eukaryota, Viridiplantae, Streptophyta, Magnoliopsida, Brassicales, Brassicaceae. The transcript has a single exon. Gene Ontology annotation, molecular function: RNA-DNA hybrid ribonuclease activity; nucleic acid binding. Bases 1 to 612 code for a protein of 203 amino acids. The record is from RefSeq and is a predicted model, not a curated record.